CUCAGAGAGGAGGCAGAGCAGCUCAGGCCACACGAUGUAUACAACGUGACGAAGAGCAGGUCUUCUUGGCCAUGUGUUCAGAUAAUCAACAGACUCCUUGCCGGGACUGCGUUCAUGUACAGAAGAAAAAGGAACAAAUCAUGGAAUCCGAGGCGCUUUUCGUCUCCAAAGCCUGUCUCCAGAAGCAUGUCCUCAGACAUGCAGCCACGGUGCGAUGAAGCGGACCAAAAGACGCCACCAGCAUGACAGCAUGAAAGCAGUGGCCAUGGCUAUUAACCAUGAAGCUGGAGCCAGACACGCCCAUCGCUUCCGAUGCUCCAUCGAAUCCGGUGCUACAUUGAACACUCACUCUCUGAAUAUGCCAUCCAAGUGCGAGAAAGCCCAACGGACUGCUUAACACCAGCUGUUCCAUCAGAAUAGGAGGUGGCAACAAAAGACCAAAUGCCAUGGAUGUAUUUAAUUUCACCUACUCGAAUGCCUCUGAAGGCAAUGACACAGAAGCUGUGGAAGAGAGCAAAAGCGCCUACAAGACUGUGGAGGUGGUGUUCAUUGUGUUGGUGGCCGGUUCCCUCAGUUUGGUUACAGUUAUUGGAAAUAUCCUGGUCAUGCUUUCCAUCAAAGUUAAUAGGAACUUACAGACUGUCAACAACUAUUUUUUAUUCAGCCUUGCAUGUGCUGACCUAAUUAUUGGACUGUGCUCUAUGAACUUGUACACAGUCUACAUAGUAAUAGGGUACUGGCCCCUGGGGCCGGUGGUGUGUGACCUGUGGUUAGCCUUGGACUAUGUUGUCAGCAAUGCGUCUGUCAUGAAUCUUCUCAUCAUAAGCUUUGACAGAUAUUUCUGUGUCACCAAGCCUCUCAGCUACCCUGUCAAAAGGACCACCAAGAUGGCAGGAAUGAUGAUUGCUGCAGCCUGGGUCCUGUCUUUCAUACUCUGGGCACCAGCCAUUCUCUUCUGGCAGUUCAUUGUUGGUGGGCGGACAGUACCUGAAAAGGAGUGCUACAUUCAGUUCUUCUCUAAUGCCGCAGUCACUUUUGGCACCGCCAUCGCUGCCUUUUACCUACCUGUCAUCAUCAUGAUUCAGCUAUACUGGCAGAUCUCCAGAGCAAGCAAGAGCCGUGUGAAGAAGGAUAACCGCAAGCCAUCAGCAGCCAAUCCAGAGCCCCUGUCGCCUGGCCAGAGGAGGAACAACACACCAAAACCCAACAAUAACAACAUACCAGGGGAAGACACAGGGCGUUCCCAGAGCCAGAAUGCUGAUGAUGGAGCUAACCAGCAUGAUGGAAAACUGCAAAAUGGCAAAGGACCUUCCUCGACCACUGCUGAGGGAGAACCCGAAGGUGACGAUGUGGCAAGGGAGAACUGCGCUCCUGGAGAAGAGAAGGAGAGCUCCAAUGAUUCAACAUCAGGCAGUGUGGCUGCGUCCAAUCAGAGGGAUGAGGAGGCAGCACCCUCUGCCGCUAACUCAAGCAUAGAGACAAGCCAGCCACUCCCACGUCAGCGAGCCAAGGCAGGGGGCUCCAAGCUGACCUGCAUCAAGAUCAAGACAAAAUCACCCAAGGGUGACUGCUACACACCAUCCAACGCCACUGUUGAGAUCGUCCCAGCCUCAGAGCGGCAGAAUCACAUGGCACGGAAGAUUGUGAAGAUGACAAAGCAACCUCCCACCAAGAAGAAGAAAGUGCCGCCAUCACGGGAGAAAAAAGUGACCCGCACUAUAAUGGCCAUCCUGGUAGCUUUUGUAGCCACCUGGACUCCAUAUAAUGUGAUGGUGCUUAUUAACACCUUCUGCUCCAGCUGCAUCCCUAACACAGUGUGGACUAUUGGCUACUGGCUGUGCUACAUCAACAGCACCAUCAACCCGGCCUGCUAUGCUCUGUGCAAUGCCACAUUUAAAAAGACAUUCAAACAUCUUCUCCUCUGCCAGUAUAAAAAUAUUAGGUCAGCCAGAUAAAUAUGGGCCACUUAGGAGAAAGAGUUGAAGUAUGAGUUGAGUUUGUGUGUUUGUUUGUGUGGAUGUGUGUGUGAGGGUGUGGGUGUGGGUGUGUGAGAGAGAGAGAGAGAAAAGGGUUCAUGAGUAUGAUAAAGACUGCAGGAGUACAUUUGAAAUUAUUUUCCAUCAUUUUAUCAUUUGUUUUUUCAAUUUCUCUCUCAAUAACCGUUUGUAGCACUUUACACAAAUUCAUCUGAUGCCAGUUGCUUUGGGAUGUGUCAUGCAGAAGCAGCAUAGACAAGAAAGGUUGUGAAAAAUCCAGUUUUAUUCAGAGUUGGAAGCUCAAAAAGAUGAGGGUGUGUAAAGCAGGGAGUACUUGGGAUUGACACUGAGCUGAUGAAAAAUGAAAAAAAGAUAAAGAGUGGAGGAAGAUCUGCGCUGUAUGAAAACACAAGAAAACUUCAAAAUGGGAAAAUAGGGCUGACUGAAUUUACAAACCUCAGAAGUUUGAAGUUCAGUGAAGAUACCUGUAGAUAACUGUACAUAUCAGUGUAUACUCAAUAUUUAUGUGAGUGCACAUGUGGGUGUGUGCUGGCUCGGAGUAUGGGUGUACACCCAUGUGUGCCCCUCUGCUUGCCUUCUUUCUAUCUGUCUGUGAUCCUCAUCGUGGUACUUCCAACCAGCGACAUGUAGAAUAAAGUGGGGCAGCAUGUGUAGAUUGCCUCUCACAUGGUCACAUCAGGGCUGGAAGCUAUGCCAUCUACCAAUGAGCCCCUAUGGGAAUGAGUUUCCAUUAAUACAUAAUAGAUAUAAAUAUAUUAAUGCUGCACUUGUCAACAUCGUAUGCUGGUGGGCCCAACAGGUGACUAGAAAUAAUCUCGAACUUAAAAGGUUGGUUAAGCCAAAAAUAUUGGAGGUGAAUGCACCUCCAUUUAAUGCUGCUGUUUACAGCAUGCUAGUGAAUGCUGUAAACAACAGCAUGUCUUUCCAAAAACAAUGUCCUGGUUACACAGUCCUCGCUGACAAGAGAUUUUCAUUAGAACCACUUUCUAAUGAAGAAAUAGUCUCUGUCACAGACAAAUGAUUUUUUUGUAAUUUGUAUAAACCAACUCUUAAAAAGGAUGUUAACCCAUUUUGUGCCAUAAAAUAGAAACAUAUUUAUCGAAUGGAUGGAGACAUACAACUACUAAUUUGGACUAAUCAGCUGAAUCAGUGAUCCUGCUAGAGAAUGAACCCAUACUUUGAUUUGAAGGAACAGUUCGACAUUUUGGGAAAUAUGCGUAUUCUCUGUCUUACUGAGAGUUAGAGAAGACUGAUACCACUCAUGUCUGUAGAUAUGAAGCUGAAGCCAGGAUACAGUUAGCUUAGCUUAGCAUAAAUACUGAGAGCAGGGGGAAACAGCUAACCUGGCUCUGUCCAAAGGUUAAAAAAAAUCUGUCUGCCAGAACCUCUAAAGCUCACUAAUUAACAUGAUAGAUCUUGUUUGUUGUAUGCCCAUAAACAGUGUAGUGUAAAAACGGCAUGUUGAGGUUUUACAAGGUUUUUGUGUGGGUUUUUUUGACAAGGAGCAAAAGUUUCCUGAAUUCUUGUCGUCACUGCACCGGCCAAGAAAUAAUCCCUCACAUAUUCCCCAUAAAACCACAACUUGGAUUUUUACAAAAGAAAACUCACUGAAUACAACCAAUCAUGGAUCAACUGACAACAAACAACAAGACUUAUGACUUGAUAGAAAAACAAUGUGGCAUUGGAUUGUUCAGUCGCACUCUUUGAUUUGCCAGCCAUUUAUACCAAAUCCCAUCAGCUUUUACAACUGUUGAGAGGAAGUCUGAUGUAUAUUUUAUGGUGGUUAUUAAGAUGUUUAUGUUUGCUAUCAAGUUAUUCAACCCUGCUAGGAAUCUUCCUACUCUUUGAGUGAAACAGGUGGCCGGAGCUCAGAGCUGUGGCUUAUUACAGUCUGUGGGAAGGCACUGUGUGCUGUGUGUGUUUUUGGGUUGUUUUUUUCUUUGGUGUGUGUGGAUGAGUGGGAGACGUCAUUUGAUCUUGCUGAUUAGUGGAUUGAUGUCACAGCGUGUACUGUACUGCACUGUACUGAUGAUGAUUGUGAAGACCUGGGUGUUUGUGUGUGUGUGUGUGUGUGUGGGUGCUUUUGUGUGAGGCGCAUGUGGGUAUACAUGCUGGCGUGUGUUAGCUCCAAGAGUGGAGUUUACUUCUGAUCACAGGUCACCACCUUGUGAUUUAAAUAAGGGCUAUUUCUGCGUCUUUACUGUCCAUUUUUUGUAAUCCAUCUUCUUUUUUAUUUCGAAAAUGAACAAGCGAGUUAAUUAAUUAUAUAUAAAUCAUUACAUUCUUAGAUGAAAAUUAAUAAAUAGUUGUGCUUAUUUUAAUUCUAAAAGAAAUGAGAAAAUAUUAAUUUACUGUAAGACAUGUUCUGUGUAUUUAUGCAUGUCAUCCAUCAUUUCAACCUAUUAGAUAAUUCUCAGUUACAUUAAUGUAUGCUCACCAGUUGUAGUGAUGAAUAUGCAUGAGCAUUUGCCAUCAGGAGGCUGCCACAGUGGCUGGUAGGGGGGCUUUGCACAGAAUUACUCCUGCACCAAAUAGCUCCUCAAGUCUGUCUCCUUAAAGAGAGAUCUGGGACAGAUCCUGUAAUGAAAACUCACCAUGAGGCUGAUCAGAUUAUGGGACGAUGUGGAACACCUACAUUUGAGAUUAAAGAUUGCCCAUUACAUGCUCAGCUUGUGCUUGCAUGCUACACGUUCAUGCCCCACUUAGUGCUCCACUCAGUCCUGAUCCUGUUAUAGUCUCUACCUCAUAUACGAGGUCAUGAAUGUAAUGUAAAUAUCACAUGUACAUUCAUUAGCUUGCUCUAUCAUUAAUUCUCCUUUUAUCUUUCUCCUGCGCUCAUUCCAGCUUCACUUCCUGCUAUAUUUCACUGUAAAGCUCAUAUAUGUGCAGAGUCAGUGCAGGAUAAACAUCCUUUGUCACAGAAAUAAAUCCCAAUUUUGCAUUGAACGGGCACACUGAUAUUUACAUUUCUUUGCUGGCAACCUACAGCAAAAUGGUAAAUGCUAUGUUAAAAUACCAGGCAUCCAGAAGCUGUGGAUGCAUCUCCAGCAUGUAUCUGUACAUCAGUGGUGGAGGAACUAUUCAGAUGCGUUACUCAAAUUAAAGUUGCAAUACCACAAUGUAAAAAUUCUCUAUUUCUUUAAAAGUCAUGCAUUCCGAAUUUGAAAACUUUUCAACCUGAUUUCAAAUCAUUUGUUUUUCUUUCUAAAAUAAAACUUUAAUAGUCAAAAACUCAGCUAGUCUGUUUCAUCAUGUCUGAUGUGGUUUGAUCAGAUCUGAUUAACAGUGGCCUGGCAACAUGAACAAACAACCCAACAGUCAUCAGAUUUUGAUUGAAAUGUUACUAAAUUCUUAUAAGUCCACACUUUUUUCCAACUGAGCCCCGCCCACUUCAAACCAGUGAGAAAAGUUCAAAGAACAAAUAUUUCUCACGAAAUCUCUCACGUGAAACCAAAACUGUUUUAACUUUGGCAGAAAAUUGUUCAUAUAGGACCCCAUUGCUCAUAGUAAGUAGUAAAUAUGUUUUCAGGGCCUUUAACAGAAAGCCUGUAUUACAAACUGGGUGCGUGGACUUUCAAAUGGCACUACUGAGUUGCAUUAUGGGAAGUGUAGAAUCCAGUGUCUUUGGAGUGUGACCAAUGCUAGGGACUAAAAGCCCUCUAAUCUCACCCUCUGCUGCAUCAAUUUAGGCUAUUCUAAAAUGUCUCCUGCGAAUCCCACAGCUUUAUGAAAGUGUAGACCUGAAACAAUUAGUUGAUCAAUUGAUUAGUUAGAUUACAUAGAUUAUGUAAGCAGCAUUUAAUGUUGCACAGAUAACAGGGCAUCAUUUUAUAAGCUGCUCAUAUGUUUUAUAUGUACAAGUACCUUAAAAUUUUAGAAUAAGAGUAUAGUAUUUGAGUAAAUAACCUUUCCACCACCGCUGCACAUACUGUACAUGGAUGGUCCAUGUUUAUCUAUCUGAGUAGUUUCAGCAGAACAAGACAUCCAUCCAAGUUCAACAUCCAACCAUCCGUCACGGUGAUAAGGCGAGCCGUUUCUGUCUGACAUCUGUCACACAUCUCAGUAGUGGGUAAAGAGCCUUCCAGAAUAUCUGAUUAAUCUUUGCUAAGCUGUCGUUUGAGUGAUACCAGCAGGAGAGUAAGUGGCUCACAGCUCAAGCGGAGGUCCAGGGGUCCCAGUUUGAGCAGCUGCUUGGGUGUCUGACGGAAGGGGAUGGCAGUUUAUCACCUCCUGGAGCGGGAAAAGGGCGAGAUACAUCUAAAAAACAAAAGUGCUUACCGUGGUUAUCUCCACUCCAUGCACUUUGAACAUCAAGAACAAAGUUCUCAUGAACCGUUUCGCUCCCCCUGCUCCUGUUGCCAAGUUGAUGAACAGAUGAGAACAAAACAACGUUCUUGUAUCAGGCGUUGUCUUUUGUGUUGGAAAGUGAAACGGGGGAACGUGGGCUUAUGAAAGAACGAGAAAGCGUUGUUAGGUGACAGUGAAAGAGAAUGGCUGUCAUGCAUGUGAGGGAGAAAGGCGGCUGAUAGCCCCCAAGGUGUACACUUUGCACGAUAAGCUUGCCUCUGUAGUCAUGGCUACUGGGUGGGGGGUGAGCGAGACAAAAUCCAAAGCUAGAGGAUCACGCUGCAUGUGGACCAUGUUUGGAGAAGUCACAGCCGUUCUGGGCAGGUCAGCCAAGGGUUUUGCUGCAGGAAUCCCUGACGAAACCCGCUGCCUGGUGUAAACACAGUGUGAUACAGCGCUGUUUACCAUCCCUCCUGCACUUUUAUUGCAUCUCAUUCUCAUGUUGUGCAAACAGAAUCCACCGUUUCUUGGUUAUUAUGAUCAUAACCUUAUUAUAUUUUACAAAUCCAUUCUAAUGCAUAUACGCUCACAUACAGAAUAUAUAUUCUGAUGUUCGUCUGUCUAAUGUACUAGACUAACUAGAAUAAACAUUGUCUCUAUUGUUAUCAACUGAUCAUAAUGUGCCGUCAGAGCUAGCUGGGCUCCUCUUCAUACGGCUUAUGUCAAAGGGCUAAAAUCCUUUUACGGAGUACAUAUGACAUGUAACGAUUAUCAGAGAUGACUUCAAAUUUAAGGUUUCUCUGGCUUCACUCUUGGGGCUGUUGCUGAGAAUAAGCUCAACAAACUUCUGCAGCCUUGCAGAGGUGAAAACGCAGCAGCUUGUACAUGCUGUGAUAAUUUUAUCAGAAAAUGUAUAUCGCCAGAUUGUACAGAGCAAUUUUAAGUGCCUUAUCCAGAGUGACAUAAACAAAUUGCUCUUUUAUCCUAAAAUCCCUGUUGUAUCUUGCUGAAAGUUGUAGGUGGUGCUGCAGUGUGAUGAUGUUAAAGAGCUUGUUAUUCAGCCUUCCUAAAUUAUCUUUUUUCCUUUUUUGUUAAAGAUAUUGUGUUUCUCAGCUCUGAGCUCCCAUUACUAUAAUUUCCAUCUUAACAGCCACUGCCUGAUUGCAGAGGCAAUGAAAGUUUGGACUGAACAAUCUAAAAUCAUCAUCUCAAUGCUUUUUUGAAAUGAUCUAUCAAAAACUGUACAGUAUACAGUCACAGCGGUGACAUAUUUCAAUACUAUCAUGGAGACACAGCGGGCAAUAUAUGUGUGUUAGGUGUGUGCGUGCGUGCUUUCACAUAUGUCAUAUGGGAAAUUGUGCUUUCCUUUGCAAACCCUGUGUGUCUGUCAUUAUACAGAGAUCAGUGAUGUCAUUUGUGUGUGUGUGUGUGUGUGUGUGUGUGUGUGCGUGUGUGUGUCUGUGUGUGUGCAUGCAGCUUGCUGUGUGGUGUUUUAUUUUUUCUAAAUGACAUCCUCAGCAUGAAGACAUCAUAAUGGACAAAAUAUCAUGGCACACAUCAGGGACGAUGCACACAGUGUGAUUGUCUAUUUCUCUGUCAUCGCUCCUUCCUCUUUAAAUAGUCUUUCAAUAGUAACAGGCUUCCAAAGACUCACUUAGACACAGCUUUGCGUGGUUCUGGAAUACAUAUAAAUACAUUGUAUUGUACAUUUUCUAUCACAUUUUAUAAAACUGUUUCUUUUAUCAUUGUACAAAGUGCAAAUGUAGUAUUACAAAUUAGAAUAUGAUCAGUGUACAGCCAGAGAGUUUCUUAGUUUGGUUGGAAAUUAAAAAUGUUAUUUAAAAUCUAUACAGAUAUGAAUAUUAUUGGUUAUGGAAGUGUUUCAAAGAGAAUAUGAUUGUAAAAGUAGAAGGUAUAAAUAUAUUUCUGGGGGCAUGAUUUGCUAAGAAAUGGAUUCCUGUCUUGCAAAAUAAGCAACUGGAGUCAAACUUCAGUGUUCCAGUGGAUUUCAAGAGUGACUUUUGCACCCAGGAAGGAAAAAACAGCAAACCUGGAAACGUGGCACAGGACAAUAGCUAAAACUAGUUUCAAUGUGACCCAAAGGCCCAGAGGCAAGGGCUUAAUUUUGAUUUCACCUGUAAAUUUAUGAGGCUUCACACUCACCUUGGGAAGAAGCUGGUCAUCUGCUAUCUUACUGGACACACUUAACAUUUGCAAUUUUAACAUCCUGGAGAAAAAAAGGUGUUUUUUGUAGAGCAACCAAGGUGUUGAGGGUUGAGCUGUUUGACCCAAUCUGAACUUCAGGGGUCGCGAUUAACGUGUGGACUUAAAACAAAAUCAGCAAACAAAAAAAGACCAAAAAAGAAAAAAAAAAGAAAAAUCAGUAGCCUGCUGCAAGUGUUAAAUGUACAUACAAGUGUUCAUUUUUCAUUUGCUUAUGUAUAUAGAUGUUCAUUGUGUAUUCAUUCACUGUGGCUUGUGGCUUCUCUUACAAUAGGAAAAAUAAAUUUAACAGUCUAUUGUUUGCAUUGUAUAUAUCUAUGAUAAUACAUUAUAUGUAAUUCGGAUGUGGUACAUUUGAAAUGUACAUACACGUCUUUAAUAGCUACUAUCUGAAUGUUUCUCCCCCCUAAAGAAUCCCUCAUUUAUCCCCCCCCCACUAUGAUACUUCCUGUACAGUAACAAUGGUAUUGAUUUCCUUUUUGAUGCAUUCUUGAUUGAUUAUUUGUUCUGGACAAUGGAUCUGAGUGUUACUAUCGCUGGCCACCUACGACACUGUAAGAUGAGCUGCAUUAAGUGGUGUCAUUGUGCCAUAUUCUCACAGAAUAAAAUUCAAAUAAAAAUAUAUCAAAAUGUG
Messenger RNA from Siniperca chuatsi (mandarin fish), 9141 nucleotides. It is a transcript of the gene chrm2a, whose product is annotated as cholinergic receptor, muscarinic 2a. The transcript has 4 exons. The coding region runs from base 447 to 1955 and encodes 502 amino acids. Gene Ontology annotation, biological process: regulation of heart contraction; adenylate cyclase-activating adrenergic receptor signaling pathway. NCBI's taxonomy places the organism in Eukaryota, Metazoa, Chordata, Actinopteri, Centrarchiformes, Sinipercidae. Gene Ontology annotation, cellular component: plasma membrane. Gene Ontology annotation, molecular function: G protein-coupled acetylcholine receptor activity. The record is from RefSeq and is a predicted model, not a curated record.